Messenger RNA from Trachemys scripta elegans, 1754 nucleotides. It is a transcript of the gene CIMIP4, whose product is annotated as testis expressed 33. The record is from RefSeq and is a predicted model, not a curated record. NCBI's taxonomy places the organism in Eukaryota, Metazoa, Chordata, Testudines, Emydidae. The transcript has 5 exons. Bases 626 to 1699 code for a protein of 357 amino acids.
AGUAAAAUACAGUAGCUGUUUUUUUUAACAAAAGGGCUGGCUAAUUUGUUGACAAAUAGCAUUUGCAGUUAUCGUGGCUUGGGUGAGGGUAGUCAAAGCAAAGCAUAAAAUGAUCACUGCACAGGUCAGUGCUAUGCACAUCCCCUCCCCACCUUUGUCUUGUGUGUUUAGACCUUAAGCCCUUUGGGGCAGGGACAGCCUCUCACUGUGUUUGUACAGCACCUGGCACAACGGGGUCCUGAUCUUGGCUGAGCCCUCUAGGAGCCACUGUAAUAUACAUACCAAAUCAUAAUGUUUUUAAUGCCCUCUGCCUAUGGCAAAUGGCAUUCUGCAGACAUUGAUUAUACACCAUUACAGGCUGUAGCCUUUUGGACCAGUCCUGUAGAACACUGUAUCGUUUUUUUGUAAGAGAGGAUUAUGGAUUUGAUGAACCAAUCGGCUGCUCUGGCGUGGUAAUUCCUAGACUGAUCCGGUGCAGCAAAUUCUAUGUUAACCUGGUGUGGCACCCCCUCUAUUUGGUUGGGCCGUGUCUUACUUCUGACAAACAACCAGCCUAACCCAAAUUCUUGGCUCCUGCUCAAUGCCUACCUAACACAGCCUUUGUUGCUCUUUCAAGGAGGUGCCUAUGACCUCAGCCUCCCUUACACCUGCUGCAGCGAAACAUGAGUCUGUGCUAGCCCACGACCCAUCAGUGGAACCUGGAGAUGGCAACAAGGAGCGCAUCCUGGCUGGGGCACGGGCCAGCAGCAAGAGAACCUCCUUGAAAAGUUCCAGUAGAACCUCCUGGAAGAUCUCCAAGAACCCUACAGAUAGCAGAACACCCAUGAGUUCUCCUCAAGUCAAAUCCCAGGCAUCCCCCUCUGCACAGCAUCUACACACCAGAAGCUAUAGUAAACAGAGUCUCCGGGCCAAAACUCCUUCUGCAUGGCGUCAUCUCACCAGAGAAGAAGGAGAAGAAGGCCGGGAUGUCUCAGGUGCCAAGGAACCAGCAGUAGGGCAACAUCAAAGAGGGAGGACAGGAAGUCUCCUACAUCUUGCAAAGUCUACCCAGAAGGAGGCAGAAAGUGUCCAAGCCUACUCAGAUGGCAAAGAACCAGUAGCAGGGCAACAUCGACCGCUGGGGCCCAGGAUGCCUGGAUCUCCCCGAAAGACCACCAAGACCAGCCACAAGGAAGCGAGGGAAUUCCGGAAUGGCUUAAGUGCAAAGGAAUCCUUAGCAUCAAUAGGGCAAGACGUGAAAGCAGAGGGGAAGCUCUUUCAGGAGAAGAAAAGCAGCAUAAUCCCAAUUAACAUCAAACACAAGUUCGGGAGCAGCAUCGUGGAUGAGCUCGUCACCGAGGAGCAGGCGCGUCGUGCUCUGUGUGAGGCUGGACUGAUCGAGGGGCAGAAACGACUCAGCAACCGGGCCCCUAAGACACCAGAGAAUCCCAUGGCCACCACAUCCUUUGCUGAUUAUUAUGAACUGGGUUACAACCUGAGGUCAAACAUCUUCCAAGGUGGCCCAAUAGAGAGUAAGAGCCUGAUGAAGGAUUCCUAUACCCCAGAUGUGAUUCAAAGGGCAGUCAGAGACCCCAAGCACUGGCAUGGAAGGAAAACCGAUGACCUAGGACGAUGGCACCAGAAAAAUGCCCUAAACCUUAACCUGCAAAAAGCUUUGGAGCAGAAAUACGGAGAGAAGACCAAAGGUACCAAAUCCUAGAAGGCAAAAGACAGAGAAGCAAAGCGCUCUCCGAAAGGGACCCUGCUCUCCCUAG